AUGAAUUUGGUAGAAUGGAUUGUUACCAUCAUAAUGAUGACAGAAUUUCUCUUAGGAAACUGUGCCAAUGUCUUCAUAACCAUAGUGAACUUCAUCGACUGUGUGAAGAGAAGAAAGAUCUCCUCAGCUGAUCGAAUUAUAACUGCUAUUGCCAUCUUCAGAAUUGGUUUGUUGUGGGCAAUGUUAACGAACUGGCAUUCACAUGUGUUUACUCCAGACACAGACAAUUUACAAAUGAGAGUUUUCGGUGGAAUUACCUGGGCUAUAACCAACCAUUUUACCACUUGGCUGGGGACCAUACUGAGCAUGUUUUAUUUAUUCAAGAUAGCCAAUUUUUCCAACAGUCUAUUUCUUCAUCUAAAAAGAAAACUUGACAAUGUUCUACUUGUGAUUUUCCUGGGAUCGUCUCUGUUUUUGGUUGCAUAUCUUGGGAUGGUGAACAUCAAGAAGAUUGCUUGGAUGAGUAUUCAUGAAGGAAAUGUGACCACAAAGAGCAAACUGAAGCAUGUAACAAGCAUCACAAAUAUGCUUCUCUUCAGCCUGAUAAACAUUGUACCAUUUGGUAUAUCACUGAACUGUGUUCUGCUCUUAAUCUAUUCCCUGAGUAAACAUCUCAAGAAUAUGAAAUUCUAUGGCAAAGGAUGUCAAGAUCAGAGCACCAUGGUCCACAUAAAGGCCUUGCAAACUGUGGUCUCUUUUCUCUUGUUAUAUGCCACAUACUCUUCCUGUGUCAUUAUAUCAGGUUGGAGUUUGCAAAAUGCACCAGUCUUCCUGUUUUGUGUGACAAUUGGAUCCUUCUACCCAGCAGGUCAUUCUUGUAUCUUGAUUUGGGGAAACCAGAAACUUAAACAGGUCUUUCUGUUGUUGCUGAGGCAGAUGAGAUGCUGA
Messenger RNA from Mus musculus (house mouse), 888 nucleotides. RefSeq names its product taste receptor, type 2, member 120 (gene Tas2r120). The transcript has a single exon. Gene Ontology annotation, biological process: G protein-coupled receptor signaling pathway; sensory perception of taste. Gene Ontology annotation, molecular function: bitter taste receptor activity; taste receptor activity; G protein-coupled receptor activity. Gene Ontology annotation, cellular component: membrane. The record is from RefSeq and is marked provisional. Bases 1 to 888 code for a protein of 295 amino acids. NCBI's taxonomy places the organism in Eukaryota, Metazoa, Chordata, Mammalia, Rodentia, Muridae.